CCAGGCAAAAAGAAAAAAAACGGCAGGGAGGGCGAGGCGCUCUGCUAACACUAUCAAUUAUGCAUCGUGUUGAACGUGGCUUCGGGGAGGAGGCGGCCGGCAGGGCGGUGCGGGAGGGAAGGGCCCGCGCGCGCCGGGCCGGUCCCGCUCCAGGUCUCCGUGCGCCACCGUCUGCGUUUGCAGAAAGUGUUUUGAGGCGCAGACACGCCCCCCUCCCGCAGCCACGCGCCUUUCCUCCCCCCUCUCCCUCCAAUUCCUCAAAAUGGUUUGUCUCACGUGUCGCGGGGCGUAAAAGCUUGCGGGCGCUGGCAGAUGAGCGCGUUGAGGGUGAGCGCGCGUGGAGGCGGGUGCGAGGGAGAGGGGCCCGGGUGCAGGGGUCCCUGCGAACACAGCCUGCUGGGAGACAACGAUUCGGACCCGGACUGUGUGGAGCCGCAGCAACAGAUGCUGGAAGCUCCUUCGGGCUGUGCCCCUGCUAGGCGACAGCGCUUCUGGAGAAAGGGUUCCCGCCCGAGGGCAGCGCGCUGGAGUCGGCGGGUGCGGGUAAGCGGAGAACCGGCCCACAGCCACCGCCCAGGAGCCGCCAUGGCGCCCCUUCGAGCCCUGUGGUUGUCCUGGGCGUUGUUAAGAGUGGCCGCGGCGUGCCCGGAGCCCUGCGCCUGCGUGGACAAGUACGCUCACCAGUUCGCCGACUGCGCGUACAAGGAGCUGCGCGAGGUUCCCGAAGGGCUGCCGGCGAACGUGACCACGCUCAGCCUGUCGGCCAACAAGAUCACCGUGCUCCGGCGCGGGGCCUUUGCCAACGUCACGCAGGUCACGUCGCUGUGGCUGGCGCACAAUGAGGUGCGCACGGUGGAGCCUGGCUCACUGGCGGUGCUGAGCCAGCUCAAGAACCUCGACCUCAGCCACAACCUCAUCUCCAGCUUCCCGUGGAGCGACCUGCGCAACCUGAGCGCGCUGCAGCUGCUCAAGAUGAACCACAACAGCCUGGGCGCGCUGCCCCGCGACGCGCUCGGCGCGCUGCCGGACCUGCGCUCCCUACGCAUCAACAACAACCGGCUGCGCACGCUGCAGCCCGGCACCUUCGACGCGCUCAGCGCGCUGUCGCACCUGCAGCUCUACCACAACCCCUUCCACUGCGGCUGCGGCCUGGUGUGGCUGCAGGCCUGGGCCGCUAGCACCCGGGUCUCCUUGCCGGAGCCCGACUCCAUCGCGUGCGCCUCGCCCCCGGCGCUGCGCGGGGUGCCGGUGCACCGCCUGCCGGCCCUGCCCUGCGCGCCGCCCAGCGUGCUUCUGAGCGCGGAGCCGCCGCCCGAGGCGCCUGGCACCCCUCUGCGCGCCGGCCUGCCCUUCUGGGUGCACUGCGCUGCCGAAGGACACCCCGCGCCCCGCCUGCAGUGGCAACUGCAGAUCCCGGGGGGCACUGUGGUCUUGGAACCGCCGCUCCUGGGCGGGGAGGACCACGGAGACGGGGCGGAGAAUGGGGAGGGGGGAGGAGACGGGGACGAGCCCACGCCGACCGAGGCCCCGACCCCGCCUCCGCCCCCGGCUUGGCCCGCGCCCCCGGCCACCCCGCGCUUCUUGGCCCUCGCAAACGGCUCCCUCUUGGUGCCCGUGCUGAGUGCCAAGGAGGCGGGGGUCUACACCUGCCGUGCGCACAACGAGUUGGGCACCAAUUCGACUUCCUUGCGGGUGGCGGUGGCCGCGGCCGGGCCCCCAAAGCACGCUCCUGGUGCUGGGGGAGAAGCGGAUGGGCAGACCCCGACCUCUGAGCGCAAGUCCGCUGCCAAGGGCCGGGGCAACAGCGUCCUGCCUUCCAAGCCCGAAAGCAAAGCCAAAGGCGGCGGCCCGGCGCGGGUCGCCGUCCUCGGGGAGGUGGAGCCGGCGGCGGCGGGGGAGGACGAGGAGGAGGUGGAGGCUGGCGAGGGAGAGGCGGAAGACCAGACUCCCCAAGAGCCGUCCGAGAAGCAGCACUGCGGCCACGGGGACCCCGCCCAGUACGUGUCCAACCACGCGUUCAACCAGAGCGCGGAGCUCAAGCCGCACGCCUUUGAGCUGGGCGUCAUCGCGCUGGAUGUGGCAGAGCGCGAGGCGCGCGUGCAGCUGACGCCGCUGGCGGCGCGCUGGGGCUCAGGGCCCCGAGGGGCCGGCGGCGCGCGGCGGCCCCCGCGCCUGCUCUACCUGUGCCCGGCGGGCGGCGGCGCGGCGGUGCAGUGGUCGCGCGUGGAGGAGGGCGUCAAUGCCUACUGGUUCCGCGGCCUGCGGCCCGGCACCAACUACUCCGUGUGCCUGGCGCUGGCGGGCGAGGCCUGCCACGUGCAAGUGGUGUUCGCCACCAAGAAGGAGCUGCCGUCGCUGCUGGUCAUCGUGGCGGUGAGCGUGUUCCUGCUGGUGCUGGCCACCGUGCCCCUGCUGGGCGCCGCCUGCUGUCAUUUGCUGGCCAAACACCCUGGCAAGCCCUACCGCCUGAUCCUGCGGCCGCAGGCCCCCGACCCCAUGGAGAAGCGCAUCGCCGCCGACUUCGACCCGCGCGCCUCCUACCUGGAGUCCGAGAAAAGCUACGCGCCGGGCGGCGAGGCGGGCGGCGAGGAGCCGGAGGCGGCGCCGGGCGAGGAGCCGGAGGAGGAGGAGGAGGAGGCGGAGCAAGGGGACCCCGGUGGGGGCCUGCGGCGGGAGGAGAGCCUGGCGGCCUGCUCGCUGGCGGAGUCGCAGUCCAAAGCCAACCAGGAGGAGUUCGAGGCUGGCUCUGAGUACAGCGAUCGGCUGCCGCUGGGCGCCGAGGCUGUCACCAUCACGCCGGAGAUCAAUGGCAACUACCGGCAGACGGCGGGCUGAGCCCCCUGCCCGCCCACCCCCACGCCGACCCCAGCCCUGCCCGGAGCAGAGCCCGGGGCCUGCGGGUCUCACGCCUCCCCUGCCCCCCUGCCCUUGCCCCCUACCCGCCCCCCCCCCCCCCGUCCCUCCUGGGCCUGACCACAAGGAGUUUCCAGGAGGGGCUGGGCCAUAACCUCCGCACUACCCUUGGCGAGCUGAGCCCAGCUCCCCGGCCAAGCGCGGCCGAGGCUACGCUCCGUUUCCCUUCGUGUUGACCCCGAACCCCCGCCCCGCCAUGCCCACCCGGACCAGAAGGCGUGCGUGGGGGCCGCUGCGGGCGCGCUGCAGGGUCCUUGCUUGGGGUUUGGUGGCAAACCCUCGCGUUUCUUUCCGAAGCCCAACCCCCAGCAGGGGUCCACGUGCUCCGGUACCAGCUCCCUUUCCGUCUGGCUGGAGCCGACCCCGGGGCCUGGGGCGCUGUCCGAACCCCCUCUCCGAUGUCCCUGUUUUCGUUGUUUUUAAAGACCUGGUGCUAACACCCCCCUCCCAGCCUCUGGGGACAUCGUGUGUGUGUCUGUAUGUCGGGGUCGGGGCGGGGGGGGCAUCGAUGCGUGUCCUCUCACCCCUCUCCUAACUUAAAAAGCGCCCAUGCUCCCGGGACGCCGAGGGUGCCGGCUGGGCCCCGGGCGGAUCCCGGCCUCUGCGCGUCGGGAUUUCCGGAGAGCCGCUGCCCGGACAACGCGGCUCCGCUCCGGGAUGGAAGCCGGAGCCCGCGAAGGGCCUGGGGAGGGAGGCGCGUCCCGGGCGCGCCCCUCGCGGGGCUGUGCGCCGGGUCUGGCACAAAGCCUGCGCGCCACCGCGCGCCGGGGUCUGCGGAGGGAGAGGCCGCGGGGCCAGCCGCGUAGUCCUAGACGAGCGUACUCAGUAGGGGGAGACGUCUGUGUCCCGUAGGGUGUGGCCGCGGGGGUAGGGACGGGCGGGGGGCGGGGCGGGGGUCCAGUUUUGGUUCUGGGAGGGAAGCGUAGGGGUGGGGAAGGGGGUGGGAGGGGCGGGGCGGGGGCGAGACCAGCCCUCCCAGCGAAGCGCAGCACAAGUGCGGCCCGGGGCGCAGUAGCCCCCGGAGCCCGCGCCUUUUUGUAACCACGUCUGUCUGUAACCUGUCAAUAAACGCAUCGAUGCGAACCCGA
This is a messenger RNA of Oryctolagus cuniculus (rabbit), 4001 nucleotides long. It is a transcript of the gene ISLR2, whose product is annotated as immunoglobulin superfamily containing leucine rich repeat 2. Gene Ontology annotation, cellular component: cell surface. NCBI's taxonomy places the organism in Eukaryota, Metazoa, Chordata, Mammalia, Lagomorpha, Leporidae. Gene Ontology annotation, molecular function: protein binding. Gene Ontology annotation, biological process: positive regulation of axon extension. The record is from RefSeq and is a predicted model, not a curated record.